Condylura cristata (star-nosed mole) is the source of this 2918-nucleotide messenger RNA. RefSeq names its product zinc finger protein 438 (gene ZNF438). Gene Ontology annotation, cellular component: nucleus. Gene Ontology annotation, molecular function: DNA-binding transcription factor activity, RNA polymerase II-specific; sequence-specific DNA binding. The transcript is spliced from 7 exons. The coding region runs from base 211 to 2736 and encodes 841 amino acids. Lineage: Eukaryota; Metazoa; Chordata; Mammalia; Eulipotyphla; Talpidae. The record is from RefSeq and is a predicted model, not a curated record. Gene Ontology annotation, biological process: regulation of transcription by RNA polymerase II.
CCCGAACGCCGGUCCAGUGACGUCACCUCGCCGUGACGCGCACGCUGUAGGAAAACUGAUUAAUUAAAAGGACUUACUCUACAGCUCAUAAAUCUUACUGGAGUCCUCGGAGCAGAUAAUUAUAUAGCUGGACUAUGAAGAUGUAAAGAAUGAAGUGGAAUUUAGCACCACCUCUCCAGGAAAGUUUCUAUUCAAGUCAAAUACAACAAAAUGCAGAAUUCUUUAUCAGUACCAUCAAAAGAUCAAGGAGAUGUUCCUGUGCUCACCAGUCCUGUUGAAAAACACCUGAAUCAGAAAAUGUUAGAAUCUCCUGGAAAGACAUUCUGCACAGGUGAACCAAACACCCCUUCUGGAACAAAUCUGAGUGGGAAAGGUUUGCAGAGUAAGAGUCACUUUAGGACUAUUGCACCAAAAAUUAUGCCCAAAGUUCCAACACCCAGAGUACUGUCCUGCCAUUCACCAUCAUUCUGCGAUCAGGGGAACCCAGGACCCUCCAUCAACUCCACAUCCUUAGGGAUGCCCACCCAGAAUUAUGCUCUGAUGCAAGUGGCUGGCCAGGAGGGGACUUUUUCUCUUGUUGCUUUGCCACACGUUGCCUCAGCUCAGCCAUUCAAGAAACCCAUAAUGCCCUUGCCUGAAAACCUUAAACUGCCGAUUCCUCGAUACCAGCGCCCACAACACAACAAAGGAUCAAGAAAGAAACCCAUUCUUAACUCCCCUGAGAGUGGCUGCAGCAAACCCCCUUCCCAAACCCAGAUAUCCCCCUUCCCACCUGAUCACCCAGAACCUCCACAUAAACCAGGCCAAUCUGAGCGAUUGCCAUCUCUAAACCACACCCCAGCCAGUGUGGGCACUACUGUGCUGACCGACAGAGGUGGCCACGGACAUUCUUUACCACCAUUGACGCAAGGCCGGAGAGUGCUAAACUCUUCUGCCAGCCCAACAUUGUCCAUACCAGGGGAACCUUCUGCCAAGCAGGGCUUCACAAAGCUUUCUGGAAAAGCAAACUCUGCAAGCAAAAAGAUAUCCAAUAAACCUUCUUCUGUUGCCAAUGAAAAUUGUAAAGAAUGCACUGACCUUGGAAAAGUUGUGACCAACUUGUCCCCAGCUGUUUUAGGUGGUGGAAUUCAGUUGAUACCCAAAGGUAAACUGCCUAUCUUGCCCUGCCCAAAAGUGAAAACAAAAGAGGUUUGCAAAAGUGAAUCAGAUGUUAACAUUGCAGAUUUUUCUUUAUCUGGACUCCAGGCAGACUGUGACAAGACAUCCUCUAUCACAGAAGCCACCACAGUGGCUGGCAAGAUAGCUGUGUCCAAGCAGAGUCCCUGUGAAAGUCCCUUUUGUCCAGUCACCAAACUAGAUCUCAGCCACAAAACGAAACUCAGCAGGGGGACAGCAAAGAGAAGAGGAAGAAAACGAAAGAUACCAGAUGAAAUUUUAGCAUUUCAGGGGAAAAGGAGAAAAUAUAUCAUUAAUAAGGGUAGAGAAAAUGAUAGGCUGAAAAAUAAUCUCCAAGAGUCCAGAGACCCAAAACCCGGGGCUGUAAAAAAAUACCGCAGCAUUAUGCCUAAACCUGUACUUGUCAUGCCCACUCUGGCUUCUCCUGUACCUACAUUGCAAUUCCAAACACCGGAGAGCAUAGGACAAGGCCUUUUGUUGAGCAGCUUAUUCACUCCUAAAAAUCUUGACUGUAAACAGGAUGGCAGUCCUUCCCCUAAAUCCACCUGUGCAUUCAGAAAUGGAUUCUCUGGCGUUAAGAAGCCUUGGCACAGAUGCCACUUCUGUAACCACGUCUUCCAAUUCAAACAGCACCUUCGAGACCACAUGAAUACACACACUAACAGACGGCCUUACAGUUGUAGGAUUUGUCGCAAAGCGUAUGUACAUUCUGGCAGCCUGAGCACACACAUGAAACUCCAUCACAGUGAGAGCCGUCUAAAGAAACUCAUAUGCUGUGAAUUCUGCGCAAAAGUGUUUGGUCAUGUCAGAGUCUAUUUCGGCCACCUAAAAGAAGUGCACAGGGUUAUCAUCAGCACUGAGCCUUCCCCAAGUGAACUGCAUGUAGGGGACAUGCCAAGGACCAGAGACUUGAAUACCAGAGGGAUGGAAGGGUCCAUGGAGAGGGAAAACAAGUCAUGCCUGGAAGAAGACCUCCUCUUAAACCAGGCAGGUGAAGUCAAAUUACAAAUCAAAUGUGGUCGCUGUCAAAUCACUGCUCAGUCUUUUGCUGAAAUAAAGUUUCAUUUACUCUAUGUUCAUGGAGAGGAAAGUCAGGGCAGACUACAAGAAAGGCUCUUACCAGGAAGCAGAGGCGCUCCUGAAGACCUGGCUAGCCAGACUGCUGCUCCCUGGAAACAGUGUCCUGAGAGAAUAAAGCAGGAAAAGCAGUGCCCCUCUGAUGAGGAAUUACACACACUUCCUAAGUCGAAAGGGCACCUGCACCUUCAUCACCAGAAUGAUAUGGAAACACUCAUGAAAGAUGACGGCGCCCCAGCAGAACCAAGUGAGCCCCGAAAAGACCCGCAGGCCCCCGAGUGCCCCAGCCCGCACACCGGCGCCCCGCAGUCCCAGUCCGGCUUUCACUGCAUCCUUUGUGCACGGACUCUGAGAAAGAAAGAAGAACUCCUGGUGCACUGGGAACAGCGCCACAAAUGUGAGGACCCUCCCAGACUUUGGACAAUCUUAAAUGCGCUCUCUGCCCAGAGAGUGGUUGAGCUCGCCAGUGGAUUUGAAAAAUGAAGCAUGGGGGCCAACGGACUUUGCUGCUGCCUUUUCUCUCAAAACCUUGUGGUUUUGGUGGUGCUCCAUUAUAAAAAUCUCGCUAGAUAAGGACUCGUGAGCAGAAAUGAUUUUUGUACAUAGUUUUAUUUUUUUAAGAAAUAUAUAUGUCCUUGAUGCAUAUUUUUCUAACCAUAUGCAGA